Messenger RNA from Chlamydomonas reinhardtii, 6277 nucleotides. RefSeq lists its product as uncharacterized. Gene Ontology annotation, molecular function: glycerophospholipase activity. The transcript is spliced from 8 exons. The record is from RefSeq and is a predicted model, not a curated record. Bases 347 to 5005 code for a protein of 1552 amino acids. NCBI's taxonomy places the organism in Eukaryota, Viridiplantae, Chlorophyta, Chlorophyceae, Chlamydomonadales, Chlamydomonadaceae. Gene Ontology annotation, biological process: ceramide biosynthetic process; sphingolipid catabolic process. Gene Ontology annotation, cellular component: endoplasmic reticulum; membrane; cell periphery.
GCGAGCUUGCCAAACUGUAAAGCUAUCAUUCCUUGGCAAUAUGAAAGCCCAGAGGCCUAGCAAGCACCCGAGCUCGCUCGCCCUCCGCAAGUCGCGACUGGAAUUCCCAUAUCGCUACCCAUAUCGCUACCCAUAUCGCUACAAGCAUCAAUCAUGUAUCCCGAUAGCUCGAUAGCUCGUAGUCGCGCUCUCGCGGAAUCCAACUUGUAAGCGGAAUGGGGUGCUAAGCUCUUUCACACACGUCUGGCUGGGAGUGUGGGCUGGGCGGGCGUUGCCCUGCCAGGUUACUUGCAGCACUAGCACGCUGGGAGCGUCAAGAGUGCGCGCGUGUGCGUCCUGUGCAUCUAUGGGCCUUCGAGCGCGCGACCCCGCCAGAAGACAGCUACAGGCGCUGGGGGCGGGUCAGAAUAUUGCAGUGCUCGGCUGCUUUGUGCGAGGGGCUGACACAACGGGCGUGCAAUUGGAUCUGGAUCGGCUUACUGCUUUCAUGAACAAGCUGGUUGCCGCCUCGCAGUCGCUGACCCUUCCUGCCAGGAUCCGCAUCACUAAGUCAGCCGACGGGGCCUUUAACUUUGGGCUUGGCAACGUUUACCUGCACCAGAUGAUCCCCACGUCUCCGACUGUCGCAACCUGGGUGCUUGGGCGCAACCUGACCAACACCCCCAACACUGCAAACACAGCAUUCAAGGCUGGCAUGGACAUUGGGCAGAGCCAGUGGCUAUGCGGCGGCACCGUGCGGCUGCUGACGGUGCUGGGCUUCACCCUCAGCCUCGAAAAGUGCCAACUCAGCCCAUCACACCGCGUGCGAUUCCUGGGCUUCAUCGUGGACGCGCAAGAGGAGGUGUUUGAGGUGCCGCCCGAGAAGGUGGCGGCGCUAGCCACCGAAGUGGCGGAACUGCACGGAAGAGGAGGUGUCACCUACCGCGAGGUGGCGCGCGUGGCGGGCCGCAUCAUGGCCAUGAGCCCCGCGGUCUCAACGGCACCGCUACACGCGCGUGUAGUUGGGUGUGCGGCGGCCGGCGUGAUCAGCUGGGAGGAAGCCGUGGGCGACCCGCGGGCGUUCCUGCAGCGCGCCGAGUUGUUUGUGCGCCUGCUGCGCACCAGCAACGGCAAGGCCUGGUGGCCGCGUAAGCCAGCGCUGCAGCUGCAAGCCGCCGGCGACGCAUCCGACAAGCUCGCCUGGUUCCCGCGCUCGGCACCUACCCAGCAGGAGGCGGACGCCCUAUCCAAAUACGAAGACAGCACGCAGUGGAGUCUCAACCAGCAGUUGUUCGAAUCGCUGUGGCGCGAGCCCUGCUUAGCGCUGCGCGGGCCAGGGCCGCACAGCCCGGUCAUGGACGUGUUUGCAGACAAGCAAACCACCAAGGUGCCGGGCGCCUUCUUCUCACGCUACUGGAGCCCCAACACACUGGGCGUGGACGCCUUCGCGCAGGACUGGGCUAUGUGGGCGGGGGGAGGCAUUCUGUACAUUAACCCGCUGUUUGACGAGGUGGGGAAGGUGCUGCGCAAGGUAGCGGACGAGAAGGUAGACUGCGUGAUCAUCGUGCCGGUGUGGCCCAGCUACUGGGUGAGUGAGCUACGCCAGCUGCCCGUGCAAGCCAAGCGGAGGCUGCCGCACCGGCCGGACCUGUUCGUGCCGGGCAAGCAGCACCUCGAGGCGCACGCCGGUGACUGGGUCGUGAAAACAUUUCGGGCAAUUUACUCGGGCGACAAGUCGCUCGCCUUCUUCCUAGAGAAUCGGCAGGCGGUGGUGAAUGGCCUCAUUAGUCUGCUGUGGGAGCCGUUGCUGCUGGCGGCGGCGGCGGCCGGCGUGGAUGGGCCGGCGCAACGCCUCGGCAUCCCGGUGACUAGCCGCGGUGGCGGGGGCGGUGCCGCAGCGGCGGUGGUGUGCAUCCAGUUCGAUGCCACCUUCCCGUGCGAGCUGGAGCCUAAGCUGUCGGAGCUGUUGGACGAGGGCGGCGGCGUGGUGGCUCCCGCCGCCGGUGAUAUCCCCAGCCUUCGCUGGGAGGCUGAGGCGCAGUACUCGGAGGCGGGGCCCCCCAAGGGCAAGCGGUGGCUGCGCGUGAGCGGCCUGCCCCACGGACUGCCCGAGGGACUGCAGCGGGACCUCGUGCAGCACCUCUUGAGUACCCCAGUAGAGGAGAUUAAGCGGGACGUGUUCUCAUACCAGUUCUCGCAGCCCGUGCUGCAGAGUGGGCAAGUGCUGGUGAAGGUGGGCGACACCGCGCGCCUGCCAUCGGCCGACGACGCUUUCGCGGUGGGACUGGGCAGGUGGGGGCGUCAGGUGAUCUUCCAGCGGGAGGACAUCGAUCGGUACCUCGCGCAGGCGGCCCGGGGGGCCCAGGUGCGCCGGGUGCGCCGCCCGCCGCCUGCCCCGGCUGCCGCCCGAGCGGCGGCCACGGCGGCUCCGGACGCGGCGGCCACGGCGGCCGCGGCUGCGGCCGCGGCUGCGGCUGCGACCGUGAGGGCGACCGCGGCGGCGGAGGCCGCGGCGGCGGCGGUCGCCGCGGCGGUUGCCGCGGGCGCGGAUGCCGCCGCUGUGGGGGUGCUGAAGGCGGCGGCGGCUGCUGCCGCAGAGGCUGUGGGCGUGGGCGUGGGCGACGGUGGCGGCCGUGGUGCCGCGGCGGGCCUUGGGCUCGACGGCCGAGGCAACGGCAACGGCAGCGGCCGCGGCCGCGACGCCCGCCCGUGGCAGCAGAAGGUCCGCGGCCGCGUGGUGUCCGCGGCUGAAGAGGCGGACGCGAUGGUGGUCCGGUCGCUGGUGCAGGCGGUCUUCGCCGCGGUGAUCGCGAACGCGGCCGUGGUGCCGGCGGUGGUGGUUGACCCCAACCCCUUCCGCAUGCUGGUGGACCAGGACGCGAUGGAGGCGAUGCCUGACGACGAUGAGGUGAUGCCGGACCGGACGCCGACUGCGCUGGACGCUGCGGCAGCUGCGGCCCGGCGUGCGGCCCCCAAGCGGAGCCGGGAGCAGGCGCAGGCGGCGGCCGCGGCGGGCGAGGCGGCGCUGGCGCUGGCCAUCCGGGAGAGCAAGGCGGCCAAACAGGCCUUGGCGACGGCGGCGGCGGUGCGAGCCGCCGCAACAGCCGCGGCGGCGGCGGCAGCAGCGGCCGGGGCCACGGGCACCCCGGCGGCGGCCGAGGCCGGGGCGGCCGCGGCGGUGGUCGCGACAGCAGGCGUGAGUGGCACGAUGGCCGCCGUAGAGGCCACCGCUGCGGCGGGCGUGGAGCCGACCUCGCCGCCGGCCGCGCCGGUGUCAACGGCGGGCUUGGGGGGCAUCGUGGGCCCGGCGGUCCUGCCCGCGGGGUGGAGCAGCGACGGUGGUGUGGGUGAUGAGGGCCUGGCGGGCGGCGUCGGGCAGGGGCUGCUGGGGGAUGCGGAGACAGCGCCGGAUGCCAACGCGAAGCUGCUGUGUCAGGGCCGGCGGGGCGGUCCUGGCGACUUCAUGGACGUUAAGACGCACGUUCUUGACUCGGACAUCGACCUUGUCACGGCGGACCUGGCGGCAGCCGCUCAGCGGCUGCAUGCACGAGAGUGGACUGCGUGGUGGGCGCCGGCCCAGAAGCCGGAGGGCCGUCGUGUUACUGGCGGUACGGCAAUCCUCAUUCGGUCGAGCCUCCUGCAGCAAGGCGCCAUGGUGCUCGCUGGCGGCGCAGCUGCCGUGUCGGUGGCGGCUGGCGCAUGGGCGGGCCGCGGUGUUAGUUUGCAGUUGCAGUGGGGUGGCCACACCUUCACGCUGACGUCAGCCUACUUUCCCCUGGCAUCCACAGCGCAGCAGGCUUUCAUUCGUGAGUGGGUGGGCCUUCGGGCGUCGGGCUCGGGCGAGCACCUCCUGGCAGCUGACUUCAACUUUGUGGCAGAUGUGGCGCUGGACACCGUCACUGGCCGGGCGCGCAGCGACGGACCCGCAGCCGCCGCGCUGGCGGCGGCGUGCCCUGGCCUCAUUGACGUGUUACGGCGGCGCCACCCGGCUCGCCGCGUGUGUACCUUCUUCCACCCCCACGGGGCGAGUCGGCUGGACCGCAUUCUGUGCAGUGGCGGCCUCGAACCGCAGGUCCUGGAGUGCGGCGUCGCCGCCGGGGUGCCCUCCGACCAUAUGCUUGUGACGGUUGCCCUUGCGGCGUCGCCUGAAGCCGCGCCACCCGCUCGGAGCCUGCCCAGGGCCCACCUCGGUUUCCGGGACUUCAAAGACUUGGAUCGUGACUACCGUGCCUGGCUGGGUACGGCCCUGGCGGCACGCCCUACUGAUCCUGUUGAGCUGCUGGAGUGGUGGCCGGCCCUUAAACGGGCUGCCGCCACGUCCGCCAACCGCCUGAGCCGGGAAGCUGUUACGAGGCGUGUGGCCGCCAGCCAGCGGGAGGCGGCCGCGCUUGAUGCGGCGGCCGCAGCUGCCGCCGCGGUGGAGGCUGGCGGUGAUGUGCAGGUGGCGGCGCAGGCGGCCGUGCGGGCGCGGUGCGCGGCGGCGGAGGCCGCCGUGGCCGCGGCCGCCGGCGCGGCGCGACGUACGCGCCACGCGUGGCUGCGUGGCGGCGAGAAGCCCUGCCCUCUCCUCACGCGCAUGCUGCGGCCGGCGGGUGGGCCGCGCGUGAUUGCCAAGUUGAAACAGCCCAAUGGCACCACUACAUCCGACCCCACGGUCAUGGGGCAGGUGAUGGCGCGGUACUGGAGGGACGUCAGUGCCGCGCCGCCGCCCGCUCCGGAUGCCCGCACGCAAGUCCUGGAUGCGCUGCAACAGCACGGGCGCCGGUGUACAGCCGAAGAGGCGGAUCAGCUGGGGCGGGUUGCGGUCUCGGCGGCGGAGGUGCACCCGGCGGCAACGCCCCUGCGUUUCUUGGUGCGGGGGGCCGCGGACCGUGUGCUGAAUAAGCCGCUCACCCCGGCGGGCAAGCCGUUUGCGCGCCUGCUGAAAGCCAUGACUGCAUUGCCCGCGGUGACUCUUGUGGCGCCGCCCGAGCCGGGCGGGGACCGUGCUGCAAAUGGCUCCACAGUUAGCCGCCCUGAAGGCUAAGCAUUUGCAAUAUGUGUGCGAUGCGGGUGUGUCGGGGGUGGGGGCUGCCCUGGCGGCGGGGGCCUUCGUGUGCACCUUGGCCCGCUUGUGGUCGCUGAAAUGGGAGAAUCAUCAUAAGGAAGCACUGUGGCGUGUGGCCGCCAACGCUUGCUGGGCGUUUCCACGACAUGCUAGCGAGCGGGCGCGAGGCGUUGCUGUUGACCCGUGUUGGGCGUGUGGGGUUGACAUGCAGGAUGGGGACCGGCGUCACUGGUUUUGGGACUGCACUGUUGCGCUGUCACUGCGGGAAAGUAUGGGGAUGGCUAUGGGUUUCCUGCCGGAGGAGGCUCUAAGUGCCUUCUCUCGUGAGGAGUUGUGGUUAGUGCGCCCGCCUGCGGGGCUUGCGCCACCUGUGUGGGAUGUGGUGUGUCUCGCUGCUAUGUCUGCCCUGGACUUUGGUCGGCAGCGUGUGGUUAUGGCCGGGUUGGCGGCGCGAGCGAAGCUGCCGUCGGCCCGGGUGCUGAGCAUUGGACUUGCCGUCGUGGCUGACUUCUGGGGUUUGUGACUUUGGGUAUCAGGCCAAAGGGUUGGGACGCUGUGCCGUUUGCGCAUCCCUUCAUAUCUCGGGCUGUUGGUGACGGCAUGGUUUUGCGCUUGCCGUAUGACGCUGAUUCCCCGCCCCCCUCGCCGUGAGAGGUUGUGCGUGGUUGGUGGCUCUGUGUGUGGGCAGGAUGCACGUGUGGGCGACCGUUCUAGUACCUGGACGCUUGCGCCCUGGUUAGUGCGUGCGCUGUGCGUGUGUCCUGCGGCCUAGACGUUUCCCGGCACUCCUGUGCCUAGGCUUGUGGCGUUGAGGCACAGCGGUGGGGCUCUGGCGGGUUGAGGCUUGGCUAGGACUCACUGUGCGCGGAGUCACACGGACUUUGCCCGCGGGAGGGUUUGCAGCAAAGUCGGGGUUGGGCCCUGAUAGCAUGUGAUGGCUCGGCGUCUUCGGGAGCUGGGACUGUCCCCUCUGUAACAUCCGCAUCCAUAUGGUGAUGGGUUUAGCACAGGGCCUCGGUAACGUGAAAGAGGAAGGCACGGGAAGUGAUGAAACAGAGCAGAAGGCGGUCGCGUGUGAGCUUGGAGUGCGGAGUUGUUAGCAAGGGCUAGGACUGAAGUGAGAGACGCAGACGCAUCUGUACGGCUGACCCGCUGUCCGCAAAGAUCAGAGCCGCCUGCAGGCGGUGUCUUGGGGUAACUGGCACGAAGCAUUCUUCAGUCUUUAUAUGCCAAGGGAACUCGGAAUCGGUA